This is a messenger RNA of Solea solea (common sole), 4561 nucleotides long. RefSeq names its product progesterone immunomodulatory binding factor 1 (gene pibf1). NCBI's taxonomy places the organism in Eukaryota, Metazoa, Chordata, Actinopteri, Pleuronectiformes, Soleidae. Bases 506 to 2797 code for a protein of 763 amino acids. Gene Ontology annotation, biological process: cilium assembly. The transcript is spliced from 18 exons. Gene Ontology annotation, cellular component: centriolar satellite. The record is from RefSeq and is a predicted model, not a curated record.
UCGGCCAUCUAAUUCUUGUUCAAUGAAAACAACAGUAAAGGAAGGCGGAAUAAGAGCUGGCGGUUCCGGUUUACUUAAGAAGUAAGUAAUUGUAUAGCGCCCCUUGCGGUUGUGGUGGAGACACGCAGGCACCUGACGUUGCAUUCUAUUGACAGUGGAGUGGACGUUGGUGGUGUUGCACGUCAUUUACUACAGAGGGCGCUGUAGCUAAAAGCACCAACACUUGAAACAGUGGCGGUUAGCAGGCGGCUCGGAGCGGGACCCUUGAAAACAAAAACAAUUCCCCGUGUGUGCGGUUGUCAGCUCCCCGUAAGUAGCGGGUAUGCUGUUUAAAGAUUAUUUUACCUAUCCCUAUUACCUAUAUAAUAAAGUAAAAAGGUUUUGUUUUUAAACGAAAGAGGCAGACAUAUUGGUUAGUGAUUUGUUAGCGUUUCUCUGCCAACAAACCGCUGCAUGUGUGUGUAGCUAAACGUCAGCGACAGAAACAGGAGGUAUAGCGUCAAAAAUGCCUCCCAAGAAGUAUCAGCUGAAGACGGCAGCGGCCAACGCUUCCACCUCGCUGGAGCCCGAGUCUGAGGACAUCAGCCUGGAGACGACCGUGCCCACCACCGAGGACGUGUCCUCGUCUGACGAGCAGCGGGGCGGCUCCCAGAAGCCGACCCGUCAGCUGCUGGAGAGGAAGGAGCUGCUGUACAGCGUCCAGCUGCUGAAGAUCGAGCUGUCUCAGAAAAAUCUCACCAUAGACAACAUGAAGGCCGACCACAUGUCCAAGAUUGAUGAGAUGGAGGAGAAGCUGAAUGACACCAUACAUCAGAAACAAGUGUUGGCCCUGAGACUGGACAGCCAGCUGAAACUCGCUCAGGAAGAAAGCAGAAGGGAGCAGGCUCUGCGGAAGCAGGAGAUGGAGACCCUUCUGCUCAAGCAGCAGCAGCUGGAGGAGACAAACCGACAGCUGUGUGAAAAGGCUGGAGAGCUGCGGAAGUCUCUCAGGGAUCUGGAAAUCUCCCAGGACAAGUACCAGGAGCUCCGUGACCUCCCUGAAGACACCAUCUCCAUACAGGAAUACGUAGCUAUGCGUUUCUACGAGGUGGUGACUCCUCUCCGGGCUCAGCUGGCUGAGCUCAGUGUUAAGAAGGGCAGUUUGACUGAAGAGCUGGACACACACAGAAGUCAGAUGAAGGCUUUGAUGGAGAGCUACGAGGAGGAGCGGCGUCUGCGUGCUGAGCUAGAAUUGAGGAGCCAGAGACUGACACUGGAACUGGCUGAUACCAAGCAGCAGAUCCAGGAAGGAGACUACCGCCUCGUCAACUACCCGAACAUCAAACGAGAUUGUGACAGUUUUGAACGAGAGCUGAGGGAGUUAAAGAGGAGAUUUGAAACACUGGACCUGACUCACACUGCAGUGACCAGAGAAAGGGACUCACUCAGUAAAGAGGUGGCAACAUUGCAGCAGACAGUGACUUUACUAGAGAAAGACAAGGACUACCUCCACAGGCAGAACAUGGAGCUAAAUGUCCGCUGUGCACAUGAAGAGGACCGCCUAGAAAGACUUCAGGUGCAAUUAGAAGACACCAAGAGGGCCAGGGAGGACACCUAUGAAAAAUAUGUAGCAUCCAGAGACCAUUAUAAGAUGGAGUAUGAGAACAAGUUAAGAGAGGAGUUGGAGAACAUCAGACUGAAAACCCAUCAGGAGAUUGACAACCUGCAGAGAACCUCCAGGGAGAUGUACGAAAGAGAGAACAGGAAUCUGCGUGAGUCCAGAGACGAUGCAGUGCUGGAGAAAGACAGAGCUGUGGCAGCUGAGAGAGACACUCAGUCCAGAUACGAUCAGCUGCUGGAACAGUACCGUCAGCUCCAGCUGGGAACUGACAGCCGGGUAGCCGAGCUCUCAAACCAGGCCAAGCUGCACUCCUUCGAAGCCGAACGCGCUCAGAUGGUCAAGGAGGAGACGGCGAAGUCUCUGGCACAGUGUCAGGUGGAGUGUGAGAAACAACAGAAGAAACUGGAGCUCCUCACUCAGGAGUUUUACAGGCUGCAGACGUCAUCAGACAAGCAGGUCGUGGAGCUGCAAGCUCGGAAUGCCGAGCAGGCUUCUCGCCUGGAGACAUACGAAAAACUGGAGCAGGAGUUAGAUCAAGUCACAAUGCAGGCUGCUGAGAUUGAGGACGAAGAGGAGGCAGAGAGAGUUUUGUUCUCAUAUGGCUAUGGAGCCAAUGUUCCCACAACGGCCAAAAGAAGACUAAAGCAGAGCGUUCACCUGGCCCGCAGGGUGUUACAGCUCGAGCGGCAGAACACGACACUGAGGAGAGAGCUGGAGAGACACGAGUCACAGUCGGGACGGAUAUCCGAGGAGUUGUCGGCAGCCAAUCGUCUGUUGGACCAGACGCAGCAGCCCUAUAGCUACCUGAUCGAGACCGCCCGACAAAAGGAGGCACAGAUCGGCGCGCUGAAGGAACGCGUCUCGUCGCUCGAGGACGACGUGAGUUCUCUGAGGAAAGAGCGGAAUGGUCUGCAGCAGGUGAAGAACAACAUGGCCGCUGAUCUGGAGAGACUCCUUAACCAUCAAGAGGAGUUAGCCGUGAUGAAGCAGGUCCUGAUCAGAAUGCAGUCCGGAGAGGGAGACUCUCUGGACCUGCUGGACACAGCCAAACCUAGCGUCACGACCUCUGGUGCAGGAAAACAGCAGACCAAACGUAUCAACAAGGCUGCAGUGGAGGAGUCGCCAAACAAACCCAAACCUAUUGUAUUUACCAAUAAACAAGUUCCGGACUGGUACCAAAAGCCGAGGCACAAAUAAACAGCCGUUUAUUUUACCACUGCUGCUGUUAAUUGUCGAGCACUCAGGUCAAACUAUCUUUUAAUUUGUCAAAAAUGUUUGUAUUUAAAACCUGUGAAUUACACUUUUAUACAAAAACGCAGAAACCUGUUGUUGUCCGUGUUUUGUUCUCCACCUUGGUAACAGAUUAUUCAGAGAGGAUAAAUUCUCCACGCACUGGUCCAAAACCAGAGGUAGUACCUUCCACGGGGUACACAUUCCUAACUAACUGACUGCCCAAGAAUUUCUCUUUCUUGGCAGCACUCGGUUUUAUUAGGUCUGUCUAUCAUUAUUUCUUCAUCUUUUCCAGGUUUGCAGAUACUGGUGGCCACAAACAGCAUUUGAAGGAAGCUUAGCCCUUGAUUUGCCCAAGCUGAGGCUCCUUUGGCUUUAAAUAUAGACAUAGCAAGCAUACCUUUUAUCAUUUCAGACCAUGUUCUUAUCGGUGUCAUAUUAAACAUGGCCAGAUGACUGCUGCGUUUGUCACUUUUCCCCAUCGGAGUGCCUUUUCUAAAUCGACCCUGUAGUACGGCACAAUACACCGCCUGAUUAUCUUGUUAUACUUGAUAACUAGAGCAAACAUCACAUCAGAACUUAAAGCGUGCCUGUCACUUGUAUGUCUUAUCGAUUUAUGUACACAUUGCACAAUGUGUUGGAUAUCUGCAGGCCCCCUUUAUCUCUAAAUUUCAGUUGCUCAAUGUAUUUUCCAUAAUAGAGCACAAGGUGUGAAAAUGUGUGACUGUUCGUCCUAAACAAGAGGGUUCUCUUAUUUUAAAAUCGUUUUAAUAAAAGAGCACUCCGCAAUCUCGGUGCGAGGUAAUACUUAUUUGAAUUGUUAGGAUAUUAAAUAUCACUGCUUCUGCUGCGUUGAUUGUGGCUAUUCUUAUUUUGACGUAUGCCCCUCUGAGAAAUAUGCUGCCUCCAGACACGUGCGGAACUCUUGGGAUUCUCCAGAGAGACUGUAUGUGUGAACACAAAUGUCCGCUGAAGUCGAUCUGGAGAUUCUCCUGCCAGCUUCUCGUGAGUGAGAGCCCGUGUGAGAACACAGCAGGGAAAACUCUGGAGAAUCCACAGCGAGUGAAAGUGCAAGUGCCCUGCUUCGUCCAAGCUCAAGCCCCUACAUCCUCCUGCUGUCUCAUCCAGACAACGUCCUGCUGCUGUCGUUAUACGUAAGUGGCAAACCCAAACAGUUCAUGUAUGAAAACAACAUGAGAAAACCACACCAGUGUUUCCCAAACUUCUUACAAGCCCAUUUUUUUACUCAUUUUACAAAAUAUUGUGACCCAAAUCACAAAUUAAAUUAUGAUCAGGGAAAAUUUGCUAUAUCUGUUGCACUUUUUGAAAUUUUUGGUAAAUGAAAUACAAUUCCAUUUUAUGCAUGUUAUUUCAAACAUAUACACUAAAAAAAAUUGAACUAAAGGGUUGGGGAAAAUUCUGUCUAAGGAUCCCCCAAAAAAAUCCCCCGCCACCUGUUUGUGGGUCCCGACCCAUUCUUUGGAAUAACUGACCUAUAAUAUAUAAUAUAUAUCUGUCAAGAUAGACAUUUGUCUGAUGGUAGCUUUAACCGUUUAUAAUUAAUAUAUAUCGAUAUAAUACAUAUAUAGAUAUAGAUACCCAACAUAUACUGUAACACAUACAUUUCAACUUAAAUGCAGUAUUAAUGGUCCAUAUAAUGUAUGAUGUUUUAUUUUUUUUUAAGGACUUGUUUAUAUUUUGGUGUUAAAAUGUACAAGAUAAAUGGAUGGU